Pseudomassariella vexata is the source of this 826-nucleotide messenger RNA. RefSeq lists its product as uncharacterized. Lineage: Eukaryota; Fungi; Ascomycota; Sordariomycetes; Amphisphaeriales; Pseudomassariaceae. The transcript has a single exon. The coding region runs from base 196 to 810 and encodes 204 amino acids. The record is from RefSeq and is a predicted model, not a curated record.
GAAGAGUAACAUUCGCUAUGGCGCCAAGCAUUGCAAGCUGCCCCAGCUGCGGCCGAUGCAAUAGCGACCGGCGGAAUGUACGCCCAAUAUCGGACCCUCAUGGGUUGACUGCAACAUUGGCGGGUGUCGCAUCCAGGCGAGGAAUUGCUACCGGGAAUUGGCUGUAAACCCCAUCGAAAGGGCGGUAAAACAAACAUGAGGAUGUCUUCGCAUUGGACAUCUCCCGCGCUUGGUGGUUUCGACAUUGGAUCUUACACAACAGCUGUGCGCCGUGUCACCUGCCAGCAGCACGGUGAAUGGGUGAAUUUCUCCGUGGUUGGGCCAAGCCCCAGCGCGAUCGAUCGUGUGGGGAGGCGCGGGCCACUGCAGACGCCAACGGUUCAUCAAGAUCAAGAAGGCAACUCGGACGUUUUGCCUCGCUUGCAAAGCCUUUCUUGGGUCUGCGGGUAUACGUUCCCGACGCUCGCAUCCUGGAGAGGAGUCAGCAAGAGGAGAUUCGCGACGGCGCUCGCGCCAUUCAACCACGACAAACCGCGUGUUUCGUUCCUGAUUGUCCCUCGGGAAGAGCAAUCCUUGUUCCUAGUAUUUGGUGAACAGGGGCCACGAUUGGCCUGCCGUUUGCAUGUCAGGGGAAUUGCGUCCAGGGCAGGUUUUUACUCACGGCCGCUUCAACCGCUCUCGACGCGCUUCAACGUGGGUGCACCAUCAAUUUCUGAUACAGUCGAAUACAACGCUGGGCAAACCCACCUAGCAACCUCGCUGCAGAGCCCACCCGCCCACGGAAGGACGAAGGUUACAACGGGCGUUUGACUUUGGCCUCAGCUGC